Messenger RNA from Meleagris gallopavo (turkey), 602 nucleotides. NCBI's taxonomy places the organism in Eukaryota, Metazoa, Chordata, Aves, Galliformes, Phasianidae. The record is from RefSeq and is a predicted model, not a curated record.
CAUUCUCCUUCUCUCUUAAAGCUCAGGCCAUAAAAGCAAAGGGCCCCGUGUCCGUGCCGUACGCCCUCUUCCAGUCACACAUGGAAGACCUCUAUGUGGAAGGCCUGCCGGAAGGCGUUCCCUUCAGAAGGCCGUCCACGUACGGCAUUCCUCGUCUGGAGAGGAUUCUCGUAGCGAAGGAGCGGAUCCGGUUUGUCAUUAAAAAGCACGAGCUUUUGAAUUCAACACAAGAAGAUGCACCAGUGGACAAACCAGCUGCAGGAGGUAGGUCUUCAGAUGUGCAAGCUGAGUACCAUAUGGUUUCCUCCUUGUCUGUUGGUCUUAGCAAUGCCUAUCACCAGCUUUUACUGAUGACACACUGCAAAUAAUUCUUCUUGUUCUGGAUUAUCUUUAGCUACAGCGUGAUAGCAGUUGAUCAAUAAAGUCUUCAGAUCCUGCAAGUAGUUUGGAAAUCUAGCAAUUUUUUCCACUGCAUUUAUUCUUUAUUCAUAAGCACUACACUAUUCUAAGAUAAUAUAAUUAGAUGUAGAAAGAUAUUUUAAAAAUCAUUGAUGUGCCAUCCCAAAAUUCGUGAAUUUGAGAUGUAGUUUAAAAAAAAAAAA